Zeugodacus cucurbitae (melon fly) is the source of this 743-nucleotide messenger RNA. RefSeq lists its product as uncharacterized. The record is from RefSeq and is a predicted model, not a curated record. Bases 97 to 576 code for a protein of 159 amino acids. Lineage: Eukaryota; Metazoa; Arthropoda; Insecta; Diptera; Tephritidae. The transcript has a single exon.
GAAGUAUUGUUUAUAUACACCUGCUGAUCAGCUGUUCUUGGCGUCAGGACAAUCAUCAACAAAAUUUAUUUUGAUUAUUUGUUUAUUUUAUAUAAAAUGAAAAGUAAAUCGGUGAGGAAACGUCAACGCAGUAGAAGACGUGCUAGAAAUGCAAAAAUUCAAAAUCCAGACGUAAAAAAUUCGAAAGACGCAAGUUCCAAACCAGCACCUCCAAAUGGGAUACCAGUUAAUGAUCCUGUUACCCAUGCUGCCACUGUAUGGCGAGGUAUAUAUGAAUCCCUUCUCAUCCGACAAUAUGAAGUCAAAAUCGAAUAUUGGAAACAACGAGCGCUGAAAUUAGAGGAGGAAAAUAGAGAAUUGCGCAAUGAACUACAGCCAACCAUACCAGUCUAUGAAACAUCAUCUGAUGAGGACGAUGAGGAGCAACGUUACUUAAAUGAUGACUACGAAUAUGACGAUGAUGAUAUUUCACCGGAAUAUAUGGAAUUCAGAACGGUUACACUCAAACAUCGUGAGGAAUUGCGAAAACAGCGUGAGAGAGAAUUGAAUCCCGUUGUUAGUACUUCGGCGACUUAAAAUCCUUCUAAAUAUAUCAUAGACAUAAAGUAAACUGAAGUAAAGUAAACUGAAAAGUAAUUUCGCUGUUAGAUUAAGUUAGUUUAUAAGAAUGUCUGAGGAUUUGAAAUAAAGCCAAGAAUGUCAUUUCAUGGAUGAUCAAAUCCAAAUGAAACAUAAAAUGUAAA